Messenger RNA from Penicillium mononematosum, 2079 nucleotides. RefSeq lists its product as uncharacterized. The coding region runs from base 1 to 2079 and encodes 692 amino acids. The transcript has 4 exons. NCBI's taxonomy places the organism in Eukaryota, Fungi, Ascomycota, Eurotiomycetes, Eurotiales, Aspergillaceae. The record is from RefSeq and is a predicted model, not a curated record.
AUGGCAGCUUGGACUCGUUUCAAGUUGCUUCUGGCCCUGGUCACCACUCUGGUGACCAUGGUUGCUGCUUCGGCUGAGUGCUACAACGUCGAGACGGUCUUUCUUCAGGACCCUCACACUGGGGAGCAGUAUCAGUUUGGUGAAAUCAAUGUUUUGCCUCCCGCUUUGUUUGGUCGUGCUGUUCAAGCUUCCGAACUGAUCACUGUUACGGUUACCCAUACUACCUGCGGUCAUGAUGAACCGACCACAACUGUCACCACAGACGUUCCAUGCACUACUGGUCACACUCUCACGACGGAGACUACUACUCCAGUCCCAGUUCAGGUCACUACCCCUGCGCCUGGUGUCUCUAAGUCCACUGUGCCUACUACAUCCUCGACCCUGGUGCCUAUUACGACUCAGACUUCUGUGUCCAGCACCCCCGAGGUGUCUUCUCAGUCGACUGCACUGGUUUCCUCGCAGACUCCGGUGCCUGUCGCCCCUACUCAAACUCCUGUGUCUAGCACUCCUGGAGUGACCACUGAGUCAUCUGUGCCUGCUGGCCCUCACAGUUCUGCUCCGGGUUCUACUGAAGUGACCACCCAAUCGUCUGUGCCUACUGUCCCUCACAGUUCUGUCCCCAGCACUACUGAGGUGACCACCAAGUCUUCCACACCUGGCACUACCUUGGUCACCUCGCAGUCUUCUGUGCCUGGUGCCGGUCAAACCCCAGUGCCCAGUACCACCGAAGUGCCCACUGGAAGCAGCUCUGUGACCGACACUGGAUCCUCCACGGUUACUGCCACUGCCACUGAGUCGGUUACUUCUUCUCGUCCUAAUGUUACCAGUGUGGCUCCUGUUCCUACCACUACUGCUGUGGACCACACCACUUCCACGGUUUCUGGUACUUCCCCUUCUGAAGAGUCUACUGCUCCUGGUACUACCGAGAUUCCUGGAACUGCCUCUGAGGUAACUACUGGAUCUGUUACAUCUUCUCGUCCUACCAACGUGGUUCCUGUCCCUGGUACCACUGGAACUGCUUACACAAACUCAACUGUACCCCAGGCUCCUAGCACUGUGACUGAUGUGACGACCUAUUACACCACGUCUCCUUGCCUCAAUUCCACUGCGCUCGCUCCUACUCCGGUGACUACUGAAAUUACUGUCACUGUUGAGGUUCCGUGCACCGAGACCACCAAGUGUGUCAGCACCACGAUUCUUACCACCAGCACCCUGCCAGUCUCGAAUACGACUGUUCCGGCUCCCAUUCCUGCCACCACGGCCACUGAGGUUCAGCCGACCGUCCCCGUUUCUGUCCCGGCUACUACUGAAGAGGUCACAGUCACGGUUGAGAUCCCCUGCACCGAGACCACGAAAUGCAUCAGCACAAAGGUGUACACCACCACCCCCACGGAGACUACCACUAUCUCUGUGACUCCGAUCCCGGUUACAGUUCCUGCUCCACAGCCCACCACUGAGGUGGUGACAACUGUAGUCCAGCCAACUGUUCCCGGUACCCCUCCACAGGAGACAACCGAGGUUGUCACUACUGUGGUUCAGCCCACUGUUCCUGUCCCCGUUUCGCAGGAGACCACCAAGCUUGUGACUACUGUUAUCCAGCCAACAGUGCCUGUUGCCCCUCCACGGGAGACCACCGUGCUUGUGACCACUGUCGUUCAGCCCACUGCACCUGUCCCCGCUUCGCAGGAGACCACUGAAGUUGUGACUACUGUGGUCCCGACCGAGUUGGUCCCACUUCCGUCCGCCACCACUGUCGAGGCGACUACUUUGGUGAAGGUUCCUGCUCCUCCUGCUCAGCAGUCUACCACUGAAGAGACCACCGAGACCCAGCCAACCGUCGUGGCCCCAACCACUCUGGCGACUACUACUGAGUCCAAGGCCUCGGUUGUGCCUCCCCAGGAGCCUACCCAUACCCAGGACGAGACCGUCCCGCCAUCUCCUCAUGGUACUUCUUCCAGCGGCACUCACACCCCUUCUCCUGUUUUCAACGGUGCCAAUGCCGCUGGAAUCAUGGAAAGCCGCCUCUUUACCAUGAGCAUUGUGGUUAUGCUCUCUCACAUCUUCCACUUGAUUCUGUGA